UCCGGCGCAUUUGCCGUCGUGGUCGUCGACUUCCUCGUCUACCCGUUUGAUACGCUAAAAACCCGGAUCCAAUCCCCAAAUUACACCAAGAUAUACAAGAACCCGCACACGGGGGCUGUCAACCGGAGUUUACUCUUCAAAGGUCUUUAUCAAGGUGUCGGGAGUGUCGUCUUGGCUACUAUACCUGCUUCAGGAGCAUUCUUCACCACCUACGAAGCCCUAAAACACGCCCUCCAGAACCCUCCCUCCCCAUCCUCCCCAUCCUCCCUCCCAAUCCCCACCCCCCUCCUCCACUCCCUCGCCUCCUGCACCGCAGAAGCAAUCUCCUGCCUCAUCAUCACCCCCGCAGAGGUACUUAAGCAGAAUGCACAGGUCGUUACCACGCCUUCUACCCCCUCCACCCACCAACCCCCAAGUGGGUGGAUUAGAGGGGGUGUCCUCAUCCAAACCAUCACCAAAUUCAAAUCCAGCCCGUGGAGGCUCUGGAGCGGGUAUACGGCGCUCCUGGGACGGAAUUUACCCUUUACGGGGCUGAAUUGGCCGGUUUUUGAGUAUUUGAGGGGGUGGGGUGGGGAAGUUGUUGUGAGGAGAAGAAUGAGGGGUGGAGGUGGGGGAAAGGAAGGGGGAACGGGGGAUGGGUUGUCAAAGGUGGAAUAUGCGCUCGUUACGGGGGUAUCGGCUGCGGUGGCGGGGACGGUUUCGUCGGUGGUGACCAUGCCGGUGGAUGUGGUGAAGACGAGGAUGAUGUUGGGGGCUACUGCUUCUAAUUCUUCUUCUGGGGAGGGUGGGGAGGGGAGGAGGAGUGCGUGGGCAAUGGGAAAGAAGGUGGUCAGGGAGGAGGGGGUAAGAGGAUUAUUCAAAGGAGGUGCUAUUCGGUCGUUGUGGACGGCGGUCUCGUUUGGGGUUUAUUUGUGUAUGUAUGAGGGGGGAAAGGGGAUUCUGGAGGAUAGACGCCGGGAGAGGGGGGAUUCGGGUUAG
Messenger RNA from Aspergillus ibericus CBS 121593, 978 nucleotides. RefSeq names its product putative mitochondrial carrier protein. The transcript is spliced from 2 exons. Lineage: Eukaryota; Fungi; Ascomycota; Eurotiomycetes; Eurotiales; Aspergillaceae. Gene Ontology annotation, molecular function: S-adenosyl-L-methionine transmembrane transporter activity. The record is from RefSeq and is a predicted model, not a curated record. Gene Ontology annotation, cellular component: mitochondrial inner membrane. The annotation marks the transcript as partial.